Messenger RNA from Anastrepha obliqua, 1805 nucleotides. RefSeq names its product clavesin-2. Gene Ontology annotation, cellular component: membrane. Bases 237 to 1199 code for a protein of 320 amino acids. Lineage: Eukaryota; Metazoa; Arthropoda; Insecta; Diptera; Tephritidae. The record is from RefSeq and is a predicted model, not a curated record. Gene Ontology annotation, molecular function: phosphatidylinositol bisphosphate binding. The transcript has 4 exons.
UGAAACGGUUCGAGUUGUGCGCCAUAAAAUUUGCGAAAAUUCACAUCCAAACACCAACAAUUAUUCAUACAAUUCAUAAAAAGCAAUACAAAUAUAUAACAAAACAUUUUUACUUUUUAUAUCUUUUGUUAAACCGUCUUUAAAGAAAAUUCUAAGCAAAAACAGUUGAAAAAUCGUUCUGGUUCAAAAUCAUAUAUUUAAUACCAUAUUCGGUUCAAGAACAAAAUCUCCAUAAAAUGGCACAAAUUCGACCAUUGGCACCUGAAUUGGCUGCGGUCGCCGCCACCGAACUCAACGAAGUGGAAUCACGUAUUGCCGGCGACAUUGUCGAACUGCGUCAGUGGAUUGAAGAUCAGCCAUAUUUGACAGCGCGCACCGAUGAUCAAUUCCUUGUGGGUUUCCUGCGUUUUUGCAAAUACAAUAUGGAUGAUGCAAAGAAACGCAUCGAUUACUAUUACACAUACAAAACGACAGCCGGCGAUUUGCUGAAGAGUCGAUGCCUUGACGAUAAAGUUUACGGUAUCUGCCGUGCGGGCAUAUUCGCUACACUUCCGAAGCCAGCAGGUCCUGGCGGUCCACGCAUACACUUCACACGUAUGGGCCAAAUUGAUACUUCUCUUUAUACGGCCAAAGAUAUCUUCCGUUAUAUAAUGUUCCGUUCCGAAAUUGAGGCCAACACCGAUGAUAAUUGGAUUAUUAGCGGUGUACUUGAGAUAAUCGAUUUCUCCAAAAUCCCAUAUGCGUUGUUACGUCAAUUCGAACCGAAUUUAUUCAAAAAGAUGGCCGCAUUCUUAGAAUAUGGCGUGCCUACUAAUCUCGUGGGUACACACAUCGUAAAUGCUUCCAUGGAUGCCCUAAUCAUUUUAAAUUUAGUGCGCUUAGUUAUGAAACAAAAGGAAUUGCUCCACAUACAUUCAACGCUGGAGUCUCUACAAAAAGCCAUUGGAAAGGAGUACCUACCCGUCGAAUAUGGUGGCAGUAAUGGUAGCUACGAUGAAGCCAUGGCAAAUUACGAACAACAGCUCAAUGAAUACAGCGACUAUUUCAAUGAGGAUGAAAAGUAUGGAGUCGAUGAGAAAUUGCGACAAAGUGAGUCUACAGUAGGAGCCAAUAAGACGCCGCCCUCACCAGCAUCGCCGCCAUCGCCCAAAUGUGUGAGUGUACCUGAGGGGUCUUUUCGUAAAUUGAAUAUCGAUUAAAUUAAAAAUAUAUAUAAAUAUACAUAUAAAUUUAACGAAAGAAAAGCACUAUAUAAAGAAACGACCAACGUACGUUAUAAUGAAAUGGACAAACAAAAAAGUAACCACAAACAAAACAAAAAAAAAACAAUAAAAAAAUUAAAACACAAGAAAACCAAACAAACAAUUAGAAAAAAAUAAUACGAAGCCGAAUUGGCAGCGGCGGAAAUAUAAAUAGUUUUUCGUUCUUUUGUGCGUUCGUGAACUAAGUGAAAAUAAUAAUUAAAAAAAAAAAAAAAAUUAAGUAAAAGAGUUAAACUAACAAAAGGAGAUCAACCACUGCGUAAAUAGUAACAAAAAAAAGAAAUCAUUAACUCCGAAUAUUAGUGUUAUUUAGUGACGUAUUGUAAUUAUUACUGAGUUUUCAUACACGGAGCCAACAAACUAACUAAUGCCUAGAGCAACCAGACAAACGAAAAAUUAAUAGUAAAAUUUUAUGAAAGCUGCACUACACGCGGAAGCCGAAAUACAAAAAGCAAUAGCAACUAUUGCAAUUAUAUUUACUUAAAUAGAAUGUUGACAUAAGAGUACACAUAACCAUAAAAAAAAAUAUAUAUAUAUAUUAUA